GUGUCUCACUGUGUGGGACAAAGGGGAGGCCACCCAGCUGAGUGGGUGUGUGCGAGUGCUGUGUUGGCUGCAGAUAGAGCUGCUCCAUAUGGGUCUCUUCUGUCUCUGGUGUCUCUUGGCAUCUCACUUCAGAAGAGGUGAUAACAGAAGGACACCAUCCUGUUAGGAGCUCUCACUCUGUACCUUAUUCCUAGGGGUGUUCAAGAGAAGUGUUUGUGGCUGCUUCAGGCGGAGAGAGGGAGAGGAGGAGGAGGAGGAGAGACAGGCGGAGAGGAGAGCUGAUGCCUGACGAGUCACUCGGCGGAGGCAGAGCGGGCGGUACCACAACUUCCCGGCGGCGCGGAGCGGCGCGGAGCAGCGCGGCGCGGAUCGGAGCUCGCCGGCCGGAUCGCUCCCAUGUCAGCGCGGCGGCGGGGGACUGCGCUCCGCUAGCGACCAGCCGCCGGCCAACCCCCUCCUCGCCCAGCGAUGUAUUCACUGCUCUCAGCCUGCACUUGCCUAUGUUUACAUUUCCUGCUGCUGUGCGUUCAGGUACAGGAAUGAGGCCGUUGGAGGAACACCCUGAGCGAGGCUCUGCAGCCCAGGUGCCCGCGGGAUGGGGCUGGAGCUGCCCCACUGCCUCAGGGAUUUUAGCUGGACAUCCUGGAGCAGACCCACCUGCGGGGCCGCGCAGAGCAGGUGCCACUUCGGUGGCUGCGGCGACCUUCCCGUCGGAGCUGAGGGACACUUGUGACACCCUUGGCCCCGAGUUGUACUUUGGCCGGGACUGCACCUGCUCACCCUCUCCAGAUCCCCAGCGGCAGCAGGGGAUGGUCCUGGAUGAGCACAGCCUUGGAGGGGGCUCCAUUCCUCUGGCCAAGCUAAAACCCGAACCAGCCCCAUCCCCUGCUCUCCCACCCAUCCAAAAAAUGCCCGAUCACGUUUUUUUCCUCAUCCCCUCCAAAAACUGCAGCUCGAACCUGGCACCAGCAGAGCCUCCCCUGGUGGAGCAGCCUCCUCAGCAGGAGAGGAUCCGCAGCUGUAAAUUACCCAGCCGCUGGAAGGUGUUUGCUCUGUUUCUCUGGUGCGGUUUUUUUUCAGCCCGAGGAAUCACAGGCUGCGCAGGGCUCGCAGCGCCGGAACCCUUUGUAGCGGGGGGAGGUUUUUUUGCGCUUGUGCGGUAACUGAAGUUAAUCAGCCCUCCAGCCCCCUUCCUCUCCCCCUCCCUUCGGUGCUUUUAGUGAAUCAGAAAAAGUUUGGCUGGCUGCCUGGAAAGCACUUGCUAAAAUCUGAUCUCUUACUUCAGCAGCCUUAAAACAAAGUUAUUGGCAUUUAUACAGUUGGAGCUUGCAGGCUUCCAAAGCAAUAAAAUAAUAAAAAAAAAAAAGGAAAAAAAGAAGAAAGCUCUGUGCUCUGGUGCUAUUAGAACCAUACUUGCUACCUUUUGUGCUGAUUUUGCAGCGUUUUGGGGGCUGUGAGGUGGGAUGGCUGGGCUGGGCUCUGCGGAGGUGUCCUGGCUGCGGCUGGAGAGGCGGCGGAGCUCGCUGGGUGACACACGCACAGCCGAGCUCCUUUGGCGAUUGGUGUGAGGAGCCAAAACAUUAGAUUAGUCAUACUCGAGGGCCUUCGAGUGAGUGUUUACAGUAUUAAUGGUAGAUGAAAAGAUGUGAAUGCUGU
Passer montanus (Eurasian tree sparrow) is the source of this 1656-nucleotide messenger RNA. RefSeq names its product fibroblast growth factor 18 (gene FGF18). Gene Ontology annotation, cellular component: cytoplasm. Gene Ontology annotation, biological process: fibroblast growth factor receptor signaling pathway; positive regulation of protein phosphorylation; regulation of cell migration. The transcript has 4 exons. Bases 282 to 1163 code for a protein of 293 amino acids. Gene Ontology annotation, molecular function: growth factor activity; type 1 fibroblast growth factor receptor binding; type 2 fibroblast growth factor receptor binding. The record is from RefSeq and is a predicted model, not a curated record. NCBI's taxonomy places the organism in Eukaryota, Metazoa, Chordata, Aves, Passeriformes, Passeridae.